Molecule: messenger RNA, 630 nt
Organism: Lactuca saligna
Lineage: Eukaryota; Viridiplantae; Streptophyta; Magnoliopsida; Asterales; Asteraceae
Source: the annotation of a GenBank genome assembly
AUGGUCAAGUUGACCAAGUUUAUAGGAGAUACGAGAUUAGCAUGUGGCCUGUGCCAACAAUUGGUAUCAGAGCGGUUUAAAAAGACGGUCGGUUUGAGAGUCGACUUUCGAAGGGGAGGAGCCUUCGGGUGCAAGGCUGUCAUCACAGCGGAAUCGGGGUGUUUGGCAACGCAGGUGGCUGCGGUUUAUUGUGGUGAUUUUCCUAUUGAAACAGGAUGUGAUGCUGGUGAAAAGAAGCAUGAGCUUGGUUUUCGUAAAUGGUGGAAGAGGACUCUAGAUAGGAACGGGUUAGAUCGGAAAAGGUUGGGACUAUCACAAACAAGACAAGGUGAUGAUUCCGGCGGUAGGUUGUGGAUGGUAAAAGCGGAUAGCUUUGUCUUCUUUAUCGGUGGGAGAAGGCUCUCGUGUCACAGAAGUGUUAGGUGGAAACGGAUUCUGUGUGGUGACAAACAACAGCCGGGUAUGGAGGACUUUGGACGUGACCGAGGUGAAGGUCGGGUGUCUGGGAAAAGUCGGGAUCGGGUAUGGAAGACUUUGGACGUGGCGGAGGUGAAAGUCGGGUGUCCGGGAAAGGUCUUGAAUCGAGAUGAAAGGAGGGUGAUUAAAGGUAGCUGUGAACAAAUGGUGUGA